AUGAGAGUUUCUGUUACCUCAAACCGAUUUCUCCUUUUCAUCAUCUUCACUGCAUGCUUAUGUAUAUACUUUGCUAAUCAAAAGAAAAAGACUUAUGAAAAUCAAGAUAUCCUGAAUAUAUCUUCAAGGUUUGAGAUCCCAAGCAGUAAGUACACCUCCAUAUUGGGUCCUAAACUUGAUAAGCUUCCUAAUCAAGAUGAUGUUAUAGAAUUAUUUCAAUUAUGGAAGAAAGAACAUGGGCGAGUCUACAGUGAUCAAGAAGAGAUGGAAAAGAAAUUUGAAACUUUUGUUUUAAAUUUGAAGUAUAUUGUAGAGACCAAUGCAAAGAGAGACUCACCUCAUAGCUCUCUUCUUGGUUUGACCGACUUUGCUGAUUUGAGCUUCACGGACUUCAAAGGAACUAUGGGAGUAUUUAGAGGUCAAAAGUGUCCGUUGGAUUCUUUAAAUACAACUCACGCCAUGGUUAUAGUGGGUUAUGAUUCUGUUGACAGCGAUGAAUAUUGGAUCGUGAAGAAUUCAUGGGGUACCCGUUGGGGAGAUAAUGGUUAUAUGUAUAUCAAAAGGAACACUGGUAAAAAGUAUGGAGUCUGUGCAAUCAAUGCAUGGGGUAGAUUACUAGUUAAAAAUAAUUGA
Molecule: messenger RNA, 633 nt
Organism: Vicia villosa (hairy vetch)
Lineage: Eukaryota; Viridiplantae; Streptophyta; Magnoliopsida; Fabales; Fabaceae
Product: P34 probable thiol protease-like
Exons: 2
Coding region: 1-633 (210 amino acids)
Cellular component (GO): lysosome
Molecular function (GO): cysteine-type endopeptidase activity
Source: RefSeq, a predicted model, not a curated record